GUUUAAGCUAACCUGUAGCAUAUAGUAAUAAUACUAUUGUACACGUAUUGUACUGUUGGUAGUUGUAUCGUGACAGGUUCAGUGAUCGCAGGAAGCUGCGGCUCAUCUCUGCUGCUGAUGGAGCACAUCCGACUACCCAAGGUGGAGAAUGUCAGGCUGCUUGACAGAGUCUCCCCCAGAAGAAGUAGGGUGGGCACCCUUUACCUGACCGCCACACACACCAUCUUUGUAGAGAACGAGGCUGGAGUGCGCAAUGAAACAUGGGUGCUUCACAGUUUGGUGUGCAGCAUGGAGAAACAAGCUGCCACAGCCUCAGGAUGUUCUCUGCUCAUUCACUGCAAGAACUUCCAGGUUCUCCAUUUUGUCGUACCUCGAGAGCGGGAGUGCCAUGAUGUUCACCUGUCCCUACAGCGGCUCUCCCAGCCAGAGCGUCACGAGGAGCUGUACUGCUUCUCCUAUAAGCCUAACGUUGAUGAGGACGAGAGACGGCAGGAAUGGGACUUCUUGGACCUCAAGGCUGAUUACAGCAGAAUGGGACUCCCAAACUCCCUGUGGAAACUCUCCCCUGUCAACCAACACUACAAGGUGAGUGACACGUACCCCGCUGACCUGUUUGUGCCUGAGUCCGCCACACCUCCGGUCAUAGUGGGGAGCUCCAAGUUCAGAAGCAGAGGCCGAUUUCCUACUUUGUCGUACUACUCCAAAGAAAAUCAUGCUGCCAUCUGCCGUAGCAGCCAGCCCCUGUCAGGUUUCAGCGCUCGCUGCCUGGAGGAUGAACAGAUGCUGGAGGCCAUCUUGAGGUCCAAUCCCCGCAGCGACUUCAUGUAUGUGGUGGACACCAGGCCUAAGCUGAAUGCAAUCGCAAACAGAGCUGCAGGAAAAGGUUACGAAAAUGAAGACAACUACUCCAACAUUAAGUUCCAGUUCAUCGGCAUCGAGAACAUCCACGUCAUGAGAAACAGCCAACAAAAAAUGCUGGAAGUGUGUGAGCUGCGAUCCCCCUCCAUGGCCGACUUCCUGGAAGGUCUGGAGAGCUCAGGCUGGCUGAAGCACAUCAAAGCUGUUUUGGAUGCAGGCAUCUUCAUCGCUAAGGCUGUUGCAGAGGAGGGUGUCAGUGUCCUGGUUCACUGUUCAGAUGGUUGGGACCGCACCGCCCAGGUGUGUUCAGUGGCCUGUGUGCUGCUGGAUCCUCACUACAGGACCCUCAGAGGACUCAUGGUUCUCAUCGAGAAAGACUGGGUCUCAUUUGGACACAAGUUCUCUCACAGAUGCAACCACCUGGUGGGAGACCCUAAAGAGGUUUCUCCCGUCAUCGAUCAGUUCUUGGAGAGCGUGUGGCAGCUCAUGGAGCAGUUCCCCUGCGCCUUUGAGUUCAAUGCAAGGUUCCUCAUCACCAUUCACAGCCACAUCUACUCCUGCCAGUAUGGAAACUUCAUUGGCAACAACCAGCGGGAGAGGAUAGAGCUGGGCCUGCGUGAGAAGACUCACUCUCUGUGGAGUUAUCUGUGGAAGAACCAGGCAGACUACAUCAACCCUCUGUACCGACCAGACCACAGCCAGACACAGGGGCUCCUCCGGCCGUCUACCGCCCCCUACUGCUUUAAGUUUUGGAGAGGGCUUUACAACCGCUUUGACCGGGGCAUGCAUCCUCGACAAUCUGUAGAGGAUUACCUGAGUGCCAUCCAAGAGGAGACGCAGCAGCUGGAGGAGCAGCUGGCUUCACACAAACAGAAAAUUGCUCAACUGGAGCAGGAGCAGGAGUGCAGCGUAACCCAGACAGCAGCAGCCUUUGACAAGAGCCCCACAGCGUGGGCCCUCGGUAACGACCUCGGUCUGGCCAACACCCCUCAGGACUACACCGGGGGCUUCUUCACCAGCAGCCCUUCUCAGCCCAGAGCACCAAACAUCCUCCAGACCCCGGACUCGAACCAAACAUUCGAAUCCAACCUCUCCAACGGCAGCGACCAGGAGUCUGGGAUCGCAGACGUGAGCUGUCGUUCACCUCUCAGCGAGGACAGCACCAGGGACCCAGACUCUGAUGAGGCUGCCUACUCAGCCGCCUGAGCAGAUGUAGCAAUUGAUGGAAGGUGGAGCAGCGAGCAGCCGUCCACUGAACAAACACUACUGUACCUUUUACAUUCACCUGUAUGCAGUGAACUGUAGCUGACCACAUUUAACUUCUUACCCUCUUACUUAUCCCGUGAAGAUUCUCAAAGUAAUAGCAAAGCUGGAUAUUGCUCGCUGUCGUGUCUGUUGUUUGAAGGCAGAGUUAUUAACCCAUGAGAGUGUACACAGAAAGUUAAUACAAUACACAAUAACCAGUUUAAUGUUGGAGGCAUUUCAACAAUGUGCUUGAUUGUUAUGGUCUUCCAUACACUUUGAUUCACUAGGACUUUAAACCUUAUGACCAUGAGGUCGUCAGAGGCACUUUGAUAUUGAGUAUUCAAAGCAACAUUAAACAAUUAACGGAGCUCAAAAUAGACUAAAUCAUAAUUUUAGUUCCAUUGUUUGCACUUAAAGACAGCAAAAUGUUACGAUAAGGUGAAAUUAGAACAGAAUUAAAGAUCAAACAAUGACCCAUGAUUAAAAACAACAAAUAGAUUAGCUGUACAGAUAAAACGAAAACUCAAUUUGAAGCUCAUCAACGAAGGUAUGACACGUAGAAUAUGCUGUCAACGACUCAUCUCCGUAGCAGUGUUUGCAAAGUGUUUUGGUAAAUUUAAAAUACCUAAUUCCAAUGCUGUCGCUCCUUGUGGUCCCUGCUGUCAGUGUUGUGGCGCUUCAACCACCAGGACAUAUAUUGACUGAACCAAACUCACUGAGUGACCUCAGCUGGGUUUUGGAGUCAUUACACUACAAUAACCACCUGGUUAUUUCAACUUAAUACACAAUAUCUUUGGAUAUUUACACUACAAGUCGUGAAAGAUUAGCUUUGAAAUGUUAUUGAACAAGCAACUUUAUACAAUUCUGUCCACAAUAUUUUAACUCCAAAUGUGCUAUGAUCACACCAAAACUAUUAUCAAAGGGAAUCAAUGGUAUAAAUAAUGAUAUGUGGUAGCAGCAGAAGAGAGCAUGUGAACACAGAUAUACUGACUGACAUUUUGAAUAUUGUCAUCGUCUCAACUGUAAACUGUAGCAUUAAAACUGCUGACAUUAAUAGUGUAGUUCACAUUAGAUGCACUCCAAUACUGCACAUGAACAAUGUAAAGAUGAUUAAGCAAAGCAUGUUAUUUUUGUACGAUGACCUUGUUUUUUGACUUCGUUUUGUUUUAAUGCAUGUUGUUUUUAUUUGUAUGAGAGGGUCUAAAAUGUCAUAAGGCAUUCUAAACCUUGUAUAAAAGAAAGAGCUUUGUAUUGUCUGUGUUUGUGUGUUCAGAUGGAAUAAGAGCCAAAUUUGUCAAACUUAUCUAAAUGCAAAGUUGUGUAAUUUGUGUCAAUUUUCUUUUGAAAUAAAUAAAUAAAAUACAUUAUU
Molecule: messenger RNA, 3472 nt
Organism: Cottoperca gobio
Lineage: Eukaryota; Metazoa; Chordata; Actinopteri; Perciformes; Bovichtidae
Gene: mtmr7a
Product: myotubularin related protein 7a
Exons: 14
Coding region: 118-2064 (648 amino acids)
Biological process (GO): phosphatidylinositol dephosphorylation
Cellular component (GO): cytoplasm
Molecular function (GO): phosphatidylinositol-3,5-bisphosphate phosphatase activity; phosphatidylinositol-3-phosphate phosphatase activity
Source: RefSeq, a predicted model, not a curated record